GCUCGUCCUCCUUCCCCUGCGCGAGCGGGUGUUGGCCGCGGCGGUGAUCUAGAUCGGCGGUAGAUAUGUCUUCGAGGCGAACGCGGUCCGGAGGGGCCUCUCGGAGUUCCGAGCCUAAGACCGCAUCUCCUAAGCCCGUGCGCAAGUCCCAGCGGAAAUCAGGUUCCGAUCUCCCGAAGGUCCUUCCUGAAAUCUGGCAGAAGGCUCCUCAAACAGCUCCAGUCAGAAAGCCCAUUGUCUUGAAGAAGAUUGUGGCUCAUGCUGUAGAGAUCCCAGGGGCCCCCUUGACUCGCAGGAGCCCUAGGAUUGCCUUUUUCUUGGAGAAAGAGAAUAACCCUCCUUGCCAAGAGACAACUAAGGAGGACCUCUUCAAUCCUGUCCCCAUGACCCCGACCACCACACCUGUGCUGACCACCCUGAACGUCAUCAGAUCUGUCCACCAGCAAGAAGUAGAUGCUAGAGAUAUGGAAAUGUCAAAGAAAGUCAGGCGAUCCUACAGCCGCCUGCAGCCCCCUGGCUCCACCUCCACACCUGGCUGCCGGUCCUGCUUUGGCUUUGAUAGCCUUGAAGACUUGUCUGGAGUCUCACCCGUGGUGUGUUCAAAAAUAACUGACAUCUCCAAGGCCCCUGCCAAGCCGCUGAUCCCAGACCCAACACUCCCUGGAAUUUCUCCCCCUGUCGUGAAGGAGAAACGGAAGAAGAAAAAGGUGCCUGAGAUCUUGAAAUCGGAGCUGGAUGAAUGGGCUGCAGCCAUGAAUGCUGAGUUUGAAGCUGCUGAGCAGUUUAAUCUCCUGGUUGAAUGAAAUGAAGUGGGGGUAAACUGGUCAGCCUCACCCUUGCCUUCUGUAUAUACUUCCCUUUCAGUGGAAAAGACACCUGGCAUCCCCUCUGUUGGCUUUGCUAGCUGUUUAGGUGCCUCUCUGAGAAGCCUGUCUGUCUUGCCUCUCAGGGAAGCUGUCUUGGUUUCAGAACUGGGCCCUGCUUGGAGCUGACUACUCAGCAGUGUCCUGACAGUCCUGCUGUCCUUCCUACUGCUCCAGCCUGGACAUGACAGGCCACCUCUGCUCUUAAGUAGACGUGGUUGCUCAAACCAGCCCAGACAGAAACAGGCCCCAAGAGGAUGACCAGCUUCCGGCUAUCUCGAGUUGCUCUCUAUUGGUGGCAGUGGUCCUAGCCAGGAGCUGUUCUAUAUAAAGAGGUUUGGGAUUCAAUUCUGUGGAUAAUCCCAAGAGAGAAUGCUGGGAGACAGUUUUGCUCAUCAGGAAGAAGAAGAUAGACAUUGAGCCCAGAGAGCCCACGUUCUAAGGGAACCUUGGCUGGGUUUCAGACUGUAAAUACUUCCUAGUAGGAACUAUGGUUUUGGUUUUGGGUUUUGUUUUGUUUUUAUUGGUUACAGGGCUGUC
This is a messenger RNA of Dipodomys ordii (Ord's kangaroo rat), 1403 nucleotides long. RefSeq names its product cell division cycle associated 5 (gene Cdca5). The record is from RefSeq and is a predicted model, not a curated record. The coding region runs from base 66 to 803 and encodes 245 amino acids. NCBI's taxonomy places the organism in Eukaryota, Metazoa, Chordata, Mammalia, Rodentia, Heteromyidae. The transcript has 6 exons.